This is a messenger RNA of Chlorocebus sabaeus (green monkey), 2305 nucleotides long. RefSeq names its product TRAF family member associated NFKB activator (gene TANK). The record is from RefSeq and is a predicted model, not a curated record. NCBI's taxonomy places the organism in Eukaryota, Metazoa, Chordata, Mammalia, Primates, Cercopithecidae. Gene Ontology annotation, biological process: negative regulation of canonical NF-kappaB signal transduction.
ACUUACUUUUUCUUUCCUCUUUGCAUAUUUAUUUUUAAUCUCAUGUAUUUUUUGUAAGUAGCCUUAGUAUGUUUUUGAAUGAAGCAGUGUCUAAAAUACUCAAAAGGGUGCUUUUUAUUAAUGCUAAUUGCUUAUGUUUCCAUAUUGUCUAUGUCUGGGCAGAGAUCCUAGCAAUGUUAAUUAUCCUAACAAGAUUUCAACUUUUUCAUCUAUCAGAGAUAGCGGUAGAAACUAACUUCCUAAGUGGAAUGCAUAGAGUUGCCAUUUCUUCAGUUUUUCAGAAAGUGAUGACAUUGUUAUCCAAAACUGUGGAGUUGUUUUUAUUCCAGACCUGUCAUUUACUCCAUCCUUUAUAGUGAUGCUACAGGACAAAGAGGAAUGGAUAAAAACAUUGGCGAGCAACUCAAUAAAGCAUAUGAAGCCUUCCGGCAGGCAUGCAUGGAUAGAGAUUCUGCAGUGAAAGAAUUACAGCAAAAGACUGAGAACUAUGAGCAGAGAAUACGUGAACAACAGGAACAGCUGUCACUUCAACAAACUAUUAUUGACAAGCUAAAAUCACAGUUACUUCUUGUGAACUCCACUCAAGAUGGCAAUUAUGGCUGUGUUCCUCUGCUUGAAGACAGUGAAAGAAGGAAGAAUAAUUUGACUGUUGAUCAGCCACAUAAUAAAGUGAUUUCAGGAAUAGCAAAGGAAAAACUACCAAAGGUAAGAAGACAAGAGGUUUCUUCUCCUAGAAAAGAAACUUCAGCAAGGAGUCUUGGCAGUCCUUUGCUCCAUGAAAGGGGUAGUAUAGAGAAGACUUUCUGGGAUCUGAAAGAGGAAUUUCAUAGAAUAUGCAUGCUAGCAAAAGCACAGAAAGACCACUUAAGCAAACUUAAUAUACCAGACACUGCAACUGAGACACAGUGCUCUGUGCCUAUACAGUGUACGGAUAAAACAGAUAAACAAGAGGCGCUGUUUAAGCCUCAGGCUAAAGAUGAUAUAAAUAGAGGUGCACCAUCCAUCACAUGUGUCACACCAAGAGGACUGUGCAGAGAUGAGGAAGACACCUCUUUUGAAUCACUUUCUAAAUUCAAUGUCAAGUUUCCACCUAUGGACAAUGACUCGACUUUCUUACAUAGCACUCCAGAGAGACCCGGCAUCCUUAGUCCUGCCACGUCUGAGGCAAUGUGCCAAGAGAAAUUUAAUACGGAGUUCAGAGACAACCCAGGGAACUUUGUUAAAACAGAAGAAACUUUAUUUGAAAUUCAGGGAAUUGACCCCAUAGCUUCAGCUAUACAAAACCUUAAAACAACUGACAAAACAAAGCCCUCAAAUCUUGUAAACACUUGUAUCAGGACAACUCUGGAUAGAGCUGCGUGUUUGCCACCUGGAGACCAUAAUGCAUUAUAUGUAAAUACCUUCCCACUUCUGGACCCAUCUGAUGCACCUUUUCCCUCACUUGAUUCCCCGGGAAAAGCUAUCCGAGGACCACAGCAGCCCAUUUGGAAGCCCUUUCCUAAUCAAGACAGUGACUCGGUGGUACUAAGUGGCACAGACUCAGAACUGCAUAUACCUCGAGUAUGUGAAUUCUGUCAAGCAGUUUUCCCACCAUCCAUUACAUCCAGAGGGGAUUUCCUUCGGCAUCUUAAUUCACACUUCAAUGGAGAGACUUAAGACACAUUUGAAAACAGACAUACCAAGUUCUAUGUGAUGAUUUGGGGUUUGUAAUACUAUAAAUACUUGAUUGUAAACUAAAUUCAAGAUCAUUUAUAGGAAAAUCUAGUUUCACAGCUAUUUGAAUUGUUUUCUAGAUUUACUGUAUAACUCUUUCAUUUUUUUAAAAGAUCAUUCUAUUCUUUCAAGGAGAAAUAAGCCUAAAAGAAGAAAAACAAAAAAAAAAAUCUGCAUAAAACUGUAAUCCUUUGUAUUCAUGUUUACAGUACUAUUACUAUAAUUCAAAAUUACAUAUGUGACUUAGUUAUAUAAUCAUAAUUUAUGUUUAUUUCAAAUAUCUAAGUUUAUUGCUUGGAUUUCUAGUGAGAGCUGUUGAAUUUGGUGAUGUCAAAUGUUUCUAGGGUUUUCUUAGUUUGUUUUUAUUGAAAAAUUUAUUUAUGUGAUAGGUGAUAUUCUUUGAAUAAACCUAUAAUAGAAGAUAGCAGACAACAUAAACAUCUUUGUAAAUAUCAAACCUAAUACAUUUCUACCAGUGAUAAAACAACUGGUAGAAUUAUUUAAACACUUAAGAUUUUUUAAAUAAUAUACAUGCCUUUAAUUUUACUAUGUGUAUAGCUACAUGAUGAAAUUAAAUAUUAAGAGGUACUUA